Molecule: messenger RNA, 612 nt
Organism: Blepharisma stoltei
Lineage: Eukaryota; Ciliophora; Heterotrichea; Heterotrichida; Blepharismidae
Source: the annotation of a GenBank genome assembly
AUGCAAAGAAAUGACUUAUUAAUGCAAAUUUCUCUGCUUCCCACAAAGCAAGAUGACAGUGUUAGUACAAAUAGAGAAGAUUUUCGUCUUCCUUCUUUGCGCUGCCCUCAAGCUGAUCCUUUUCUUAAUAUGAAAAUCACUGAUAAAAACACUUUUGUGCUUAAACCUAUAUGCUUAACCAAGCAUAAAUCAAGUAAAUCUUUAUUUAAUCCACAGGAGCAACUAUCAAGCAAGUAUUCAAAAAAAGGUACAGAAAUAUUAAUGAAUUCAAACCGAAAUUCUAAAUUAACUGAUAGAAAUACCAAGAAAGUAUUACACCCAUUUUCUUUUCAAAACAUAGAUGGAAGCCAGCCUCUAAAAAUACAAAAAAAACAGUUCUCAAGAAUUCUCAGCCAACCUAAUUUAUAUGAUAUAAAUUCAAAAGCAGACCUGAAUAUCAAAAAUUUCCCAAACAAUGCAGCAUAUCAGCAUCCUUCAUCAACCAAACAUAAAGCAGCUUCAAAGAUACCUCAAUCUUUUAGCUGUAGCCCCCAUAAGGUCUCCAAUCCUAAUGAACCCCUUGCAGACAUUUCAUUUGGCGAUAUCAAUCAUAUCUCAUCUGCCUUCUUUUAA